CCCGCCCGGGCCGCGGGCCGCCGCCCGGGAACCGCCGCGCCUCUCUAGUUUUACACUCUGUGACCAGGCAAGGUGAUGGACAGCAGAGCAGAGAUGGAAGUUGUGAGAAGCACAAAGGGAAAUCCUGCUGGGGAAGUCAGUGUCCAUAUGGUCACCACUGAGAGCACUGUGCAGAGCACCCACCUUCCAACAACAGCCUUCAUCAUACCAGCAAAUGCUACUACCAUCAGCCUUCCUGCAAGCACCUUAGAAGUCCAGCGAUUUCCCCGGGAGCCACAGAGAAGCACAGGGACCGAAAGGCUGGAGAGGGGAGCAGGGAAUGAGCCCAUCACAGCCACUGUCAUCCCCCAGAUCAGUGGGGUGCAGACCUGCAACACAGUCCGUGUGCUGGAGUGGAAAGAUGGGGUGGCUACUCUGCCUGGGAGUAACCUGCGGUUUCGGAUAAAUGAGUAUGGGACACUGAAGGUGGUGAGUGCUGAUAAGAUGCCUCCAGUGGAACCUAUAAAGGAGAGUCACCCGGAGAAAGACGGGGAUUCAGAGGUGCCUCCCACCAGCAGGGACAAUCUUACUGUUGCUCAGGAUAUACCAGAGCAGCCCAAGCUGCCAGCAGCAGAGGGCAUGUGCCACUGUGAUACCUGUGGCCGGAGACACGUUUCAGAUGGGGCCCGGGAAGGCAGGGGUUUCUGCAGUGAGCACUGUCACCAGCAGUUCAAAGAAAGGUCUGUCAUUGUGGAAAACUCUGCCAGCAGCACCAGCGUCACCGAAAUCCUCAAGCCAGUGAAGAAACGGAAGAGGAAGGAUUACCAGAGCCCUUCAGAGGAAGAAUAUGAAUCUGAGCAAAUGGAGGAAAAGCAGGAAGAGAGGAAAAACUCUGCAGGAGACUCUGCCAUCAGCAAUCCAGAUGUUGAAGCAUGGAAUGGGAGCCAGCACGGUGCCAGCGAGGAGAAGAAAGAAGGCUGGUCUUGGGCGUCCUACUUGGAGGAGCAGAAAGCUGUCGCUGCCCCUUUAGAUCUCUUCCAGGAUUACCAAGUAGCUUCCCAGCACAAGAAUGGCUUUAAAGUGGGGAUGAAACUGGAGGGGAUCGAUCCGCAGCACCCAUCUAUGUACUUUAUCCUUACCGUGGCUGAGGUGUGUGGUUACCGGAUGCGCCUGCACUUUGAUGGCUACUCUGAAUGCCAUGAUUUCUGGUUGAAUGCUGACUCUCCCAACAUCCACCCUGCUGGCUGGUUUGAGGAGACAGGGCACAAACUCCAGCCCCCCAAAGGGGUUGUAGGUUAUAAGGAAGAAGAAUUCAGCUGGACAAACUACCUGAAGAUAACAAAGGCUCAGGCAGCUCCUAAGCACCUCUUUGUGAUCCGAAACAGUCACGAGGCUCCACCGGGCUUUGAGGUAGGCAUGAAGCUUGAAGCUGUGGACCGCAUGAACCCUUCCCUGAUCUGCGUCGCCACAGUGACGGACGUGGUGGACAAUCGCUUUUUGGUGCACUUUGACAACUGGGAUGAUACUUAUGACUACUGGUGUGACCCCAGCAGUCCAUAUAUCCAUCCAGUCGGAUGGUGUCAGGAGCAUGGCAAACCCCUCACACCUCCUCAAGAUUAUCCUGACCCUGACAACUUCAGCUGGGAAAAGUACCUAAAGGAAACUGGAGCAUCUGCUGUCCCAGCUUGGGCCUUUAAAGUGCGCCCGCCCCACGGCUUCCUAGUGAACAUGAAGCUAGAGGCAGUGGACAGAAGGACUCCUGCCUUGAUCCGAGUGGCGAGUGUGGAGGACGUAGAAGAUCACAGAAUAAAGAUCCAUUUUGAUGGCUGGAGCCACGUCUAUGAUUUCUGGAUCGAUGCAGAUCAUCCGGAUAUCCACCCCAUAGGCUGGUGCUUGAAAACUGGGCACCCAUUGCAGCCUCCUCUCAGGCCAAAGGAACCAGCCUCCUCUACCCAUGGAGGCUGCCCAACUCUGGGCUGCAAGAGCAUACCUCAUACCAAGGGCUCCAAGUACAGCUUUCACCACAGGAAGUGCCCCACGCCGGGUUGUGACGGGUCGGGACACGUGACUGGCAGAUUCACAGCCCAUUACUGCCUGUCAGGGUGCCCACUGGCAGAGAAGAACCAGGGCAGGCUCAAAGCAGAUUUAUCUGACACCGAGGCCUCAGCUCGAAAGAGGAACUUGAUCGGCUUCUCUCAACGAAAGAAAUCUCGGCACCAUGGGAGAGGGCGACCUCCAAAGUACCGGAAGAUCCAGCAGGAAGACUUCCAGACUGUUUCCUCAGACAAUAUGCAUCAGUCGCUCUUUAUGUCUGCCCUGUCUGCCCAUCCUGACCGCUCUCUGUCCCUCUGCUGGGAGCAGCACUGCAAGCUCCUGCCAGGAGUGGCUGGCAUCACAGCAACCACUGUGGCCAAGUGGACCAUUGAUGAGGUCUUCAGCUUCGUUCAGACUCUGACAGGUUGUGAGGACCAAGCCAAGCUCUUCAAGGAUGAGAUGAUCGACGGCGAGGCUUUCCUCUUGCUGACGCAGGCUGACAUUGUCAAAAUUAUGAGCGUCAAGCUGGGCCCGGCACUCAAGAUCUACAAUGCCAUCCUCAUGUUCAAAAAUGCUGACGACACCUUAAAGUGACUUUUCUUGGCCCAAAUGAGACUCUCCCUCAGCACCAGUGCUGCCAAACUGUCCAGGACAGAGAUCCGCUCCCCCCCACCACAACAACCCGCAGCUUGUCAUGUCCUGCCCAUGCCCUCAUGGAUGCAUCAUGUCUGCUCUUGCACCAGUCCAUCUCCCUGACCCUCUUCCUCUCUUUCUCUCUCUCCACACUGUUCCUUUCUUCCAGUGCUGGUAGAGGCUGACGAGGCAGAAGCUGGAUGUGGGACUAGCCUGCCUAGGUGUGAAAGUCACCUUUGAUGUGCUCCAAGUGCGGUGACUGCACUAGCGCAGAGGUGUAUUCAGAGACAGCAGAGCUGCAUGGAGGGUGCAGGGGACCGAGAACUGAGACUACCGGCCAAGUAACCAAGGAAAGGGAAGAGGCUGACUACCCACACGCAUACUCACACCAAUUUAAAGGCUUGUCUUUCUUCAGCAGCUGAGAGAGAUUCCCCCUCCCUCCCCAGCCUCUUCCUCUGGAGAGAGACUUGUGUUAACAUAUGAGGGAUGCUCUUUCGAGGAGCUUCUGCUCACUUUGCCUUUUUCUCUUGACUUCUUGUGACUCCCCCUUUUAAGGCCAGAUGAUAACUCUGCUUUGCACUUUCAUUGCACUGGGAACCAGUGACCAGCUUCUCACCCCUUCUGGGGAGCAGCAUGUCCUGGCCAUGGCUCUGCCCAUGACCAGCAUCAAGUGUUUGAUUGCUCUUUACUGUAAGGAAGCAGGCCCAGAGCUCCAUGUGGCCAGGGCUGAACAGAUGCAGAACAAAGCUCCAGUUUCCUCUUACACUUUGGGCCAGCACAUCUCUGGGAGAAAGGCUAUUCGGUUAACUUGUGCCCCUUGCAGGAAUUAAAAGUCCUCUACAAAAGAGAGGCGGACCCACUUUAGUCUCUGUAUUAGGAGAAAGCCCAUUUCUAGCAUUGAGGUAGCUGCAGAGGGCAAAAAGCCUCUAUUUCUCCAUAGGCAGAUCUGGAGCUUGGUUCCUAAGGAAUUCCUAAGUUAGUUGACUCCAUCCUGCCAAGCCACUCUCUAGCUUCCUUGUGUGUUCCCAAGGCCCCCAAGCUUUGGUAUUGGAAACAUAGGAUUAUUUCCUUUCGUUCUCUGGUUUCCUUCCCUGCAGAUCUAAAAGAUUGAGCAGCGGACAGGUUUUUCUAUCCUUUUAGCAACAUAGCGCCUUUCAAAAAGACUACAUGCGGUUUGGAAAUAUGUAAUGCUGUCCCCUGUAAUGGGGGGACAGGCCUGGUAGUCUAGGGUUUUUUAGCCUAAAAAGACGACAUGACUGAAGGGAUGCAGACAGAGUCCCAGGCACCUUCAGGUAGUGCCAUGUCACCACCUGCCAGGAUGGAGAGGACAUGCGAUGCUUACGCAAUGCUUGCUGGAGUCUUUUAUCCCUUCCAGCAUGUCUCCUGUGGGUCACCACUGGAGCAAAGACACCAGGUGGAGGGACCAGUAGUGUGACUGUGUGGUGUUUGUGGUUCUGCUGUGUUACACCAGAAGGAUGUCAGCGCAGGCUGGGCUAUGUGUGAUUGGAGGUGGGCUCCUGGGCCCUUGAAAACUUUCCACAGUCAGAAAUGGUGUGAUCAGAGUCCUGGAUGUUCCUUCUUUCCCAUUCCCAUGAAUGACAUAUCAGUAGCAAAACAAAUCUUUUCCUCUUUCCCAGUGCUCAAAGACAGGGGGAACAUGUCUCGGAGCAACACUGCCUUGGAAGCCACUCUCACACCUGGGUCUAUUUGUGCUAGGCUUCCCAUGGAAAUGUAGCAUUUUGACUCUUACUGAAUUGUUGGGGUCACAUUUGACCUGCUCUUAAAAUGUCUGCUGCUUGCUGUUCAUGUGGGGCUUGUAACUAGUCCAUGUAUUUAUUUUGUCAGUGCUUGGGUUUCAUUUAGGCAGCUCUCCCUCUCCUCUCCCUUUUUAUUUUCUUCCAUCUCUUCAAGCACUGUAGUGUGGCCAGCUGUGCAGAGAGGGUGAGUGGGAAGGAACAUAUGUGUGCUUGAGUCCCACCAUCACUCCCAGAGUCACCCUCAAUCCACAGUAAAUGGUGUCAAACUUGGUCUCUUCAGCUGUUGGAGAGUCUCUUCCUGGGCUGUUGUGCUGGGAGAGAGGAAGAGGAGCUCACCUUCAGUUGUGAGAUUCUCUAUGUAAACUGUGCUCUGAUGCAUCUCCAGGUGUGAUCUGGAAUGGCACAUCUACUUAGUACCCUUGCACAGGGCCUGGUCAGUGAACUUAUAAGGAAAUACCUUGUGAACCCUGUUCUUUUCUGCUCCAUUUCCUCAUGCUAAGUCAUUCUUCCUUUUGGGGAAGGGACUAAGUGCUUGCUUUGGGUGCACAGUAAGGAAUUGCUACCAGGGUAUCAGAUCUAAAACCAGCAAGAAGGGAGAGUCUUCUUUCUCCCAGGGCUGCCCUGGGGAGCAGAGAUGGUGGGGAGCUGCCAGAAUCCCUGCUGAAGGGGAAAAGGAUCUGUAAAGCCAAACCAUGGCUGGUCCACAGGACCAUGUUGUCCAUAGUUGCAGUUCUUCCUCUGCUGUUGUGGUGACCAAGCUGUACUCUGCCUGAGCCCUGACAAGAUGGGCAGAGGUGGGUGCUCCAGCCUGUGCUGGCCUUGGGCACCAGAGGGUGCAGCUGGAAGCUGCUCCUGUUGGUUACUGCCUUCCUGAGCUCUUGCAACCUCCCUGUAAGAGCAGAUGCAAACUGCCAUGCACGGCCCCUGGCUGCAUGGCUGGACCCAAGGUCUCUGGUGCAGACAUUGCUGGGUCCAAGCUCUGCACAGGGAGUAGCUUGCCAGGAAAAACAACCUCAUGGGAAGUGUGAAGUGAGUUAUGAGGAUUUUUGUCACACUCACUCACUCAUCUGCUGCCUCGAGCAGCAGUUAACCUGCUUCUUGGGCUGGCUCCUUUCAGUCUGUUGGAUACAAAGCUGCUGAUUUGGUCUGGAGAGAGUUACAGAGUGUAGAUAGUCAAGGGCUAUUUACUGUUAAAGCUUAUAACCUUCUUUUUGUUUCCUAAACAAAACAAACCAAAACAAACCCAAAGCAUUAUAUGUAUGUGUGGAUGGGUGUUUGUGGGUGCCAGUGUAGAAAAAUCACAAUGCCAUUUCCUCUGCUGGUGGUCUUGACACUGUUUUUGUGUGAUGGUCUCUGCCUGCUGCAAAGAUACAGCUGGGAAAGUGGUAGGCCCUGGGCCAUAGGUGGAGGCAGCUGGGGGAGCAGGCAGCCUGUUGGAGAGCAGAGGUUGCCCCUGGUGCCAGCAGGGAAGCUGAGAGAACGAAGAGUGGCUACACCCUGGCUAUGGCAGGAUCCUCCAUUUCCACAGAGCCCCAGUGGGGAACCCCAGGUCAGGGAGUGUCGAGGCAGCUGUGGCCAAGGCAGAAGCACGCAAGUUUUCAUCCUUCCCCUGUUGGCUAGUAGAGCUCCUCCUGGACACCUCCUCUGCAGUGUCACUGAGGAACUGGAGCAGAUGCUAGAGCAGAACCUGGCCUGAAGAUCUUCUGGAGGCUCUUUUUCAAGAGAUGUGACAACAGCUAGAGUUUUUCAGGCCGUGAAGGAUUUUAAAAUAUAUUUCUGAGUGGAGGCCCCUGAAGCCUGUGCUCUGCAGUCCCACCUGUGCUGCUGGAGGUGGCAUAGGAGACUUCCUGCCUUGUGGUGGGUGCCGCUGCCCCUCCAGCCCUGGCCUCAGGUGCCAAGGGUAUCUGCCCGGGUGAUGGCUCUGAGUGCGUAUUAACAGUGAGCCUUGCAGGAAGGUGUUUUAGUGAGAGCCCCAGGUCUGUGUUCCUGCAAAGAAAAGGGGGGGCCUGAGGCUCGGCAAGGAACCUGACUUUCUGUGCCCAGAGCGUGUCUGGCUGCCUCUCUUGCUCCAGGAGACCUGAGCAAUUUUUGCAUCAUUCACAAGCACUGUAAAAUAUAUAUAUAUAUACAUAUAUAUAUAUAAAAAAAUCCAAAUUGGUAGGGUUGAUGGCUUACAGCAGCUGCCACCUGCCAAGGCAAGUCUGUGGACCUGAGUGCAAUCGAGCAAGUGCCAGAAGGGGAGGCAGCCACACGGAGAGGUAACUUAGCAGCUUCUCUGCUGUUCUCCCCGUUUCUUGGGUGGAGGCAGCAUCCUGAACACAAACGGAAGGUAAACAGCCAGGCAUUGAGUUUGUCCCCCCCUUCCCUCUCCUCCUGGGGCCUGUCACUUGCUGUUACCUGGUGGGAGGAAAAGGGAGUUGCAUUUUGAAAGGAGUGUGUUUGUGAUGAUAAAGCUUUUUUGCACUUUCAUUCAUUUUGCACUUGUUUUUGAUUUCCAUUUCCUGAGGUUUUUGAUAUUUGCACCUCCUCUGUUUUCAUAAUGGAAAUACUAUUGUUGUAGCCAGUGCAACUAUUCCAGAACUUUGUGUCCUGAGUAUACAAAGGUUUAAAGAUCUUAGAUAUAUAUAAAUUUAUAAAAAAAAAUAUAAAUUUAUAUAUAGAGAUCAGUACGUGGUGUGUU
Rhea pennata is the source of this 7083-nucleotide messenger RNA. It is a transcript of the gene L3MBTL1, whose product is annotated as L3MBTL histone methyl-lysine binding protein 1. NCBI's taxonomy places the organism in Eukaryota, Metazoa, Chordata, Aves, Rheiformes, Rheidae. Gene Ontology annotation, cellular component: nucleus. Bases 76 to 2607 code for a protein of 843 amino acids. Gene Ontology annotation, molecular function: chromatin binding; zinc ion binding; histone binding. The transcript has 22 exons. Gene Ontology annotation, biological process: negative regulation of DNA-templated transcription. The record is from RefSeq and is a predicted model, not a curated record.